This is a messenger RNA of Ogataea parapolymorpha DL-1, 1305 nucleotides long. RefSeq lists its product as uncharacterized. Lineage: Eukaryota; Fungi; Ascomycota; Pichiomycetes; Pichiales; Pichiaceae. The coding region runs from base 1 to 1305 and encodes 434 amino acids. The transcript has a single exon. The record is from RefSeq and is a predicted model, not a curated record. Gene Ontology annotation, molecular function: flavin adenine dinucleotide binding; electron-transferring-flavoprotein dehydrogenase activity. Gene Ontology annotation, cellular component: cytoplasm.
AUGCCUCGUAUCUUGAUUAUAGGAGGCUCCUUCGGGGGCCUUGGAGCUCUGAAAAGUAUUAUCAAGAAGGCACAGAACCUGACACAGCAGCUGGACGUCACGCUGGUCGAGCCAAAGCUCGGAAUCCUCAAUAUUCUUGGUAUCCCAAAGGCGGUGCUUGAUCCCGAGUUUGCAGCCGAGUCGUUUGUCUCGUUUGAGCGCGCCAACGUGUACUGGGACACCAUCAAGCUGCAGGAGGAUAUGCCAUUUGACACAAAAAAGGUGUUGAGAAGCGAAAACGGCGAUAAGCCGCACAUCGGAGUUGCUGCCGAGGAGCUUAAGUACAACCCCAACCUAAAGCUGCAUUUUGUGCAGGGCCACGUGACCGAGCUCGUGAACAACAUUGCCAAGGUGAAGAUCGGGAAGCUCGACAAAGGCCGGCUGCCAGAAAGGUACCGGCCGACGAAAUCGGCCGAGGAGGUGGAUAUUCCGUACGACAGCGUCAUUAUUGCUAGCGGUCGGACGAGAAACUGGCCGUUGGACCCGCUCUCGUCGACGGUGGAGGAACUCAGGAAGGAGAUGGCCGACUCUACCGCGCAGAUUAAAAAUGCGAAAAAAACGGUGAUUAUUGGCGGCGGCGCCUUGGGAAUUGAGCUUGCCGGCGAGAUUAAGCACCAGUUCCCAGAAAAAGAGGUCGUGUUGGUCCAUCCACACGCCACUCUGCCACCAGAGCCUCUGAUUUGCGACAGAUUCAAGCAGCAGGUGCUUGAAUUUCUCAACAACCUCGGAGUUGAAGUGCUGCUCAACACGAGAAUUAAAACUGAACAGGCAGACGGUGUUCUGGUGACCACCGACGGCAGAGUCAUCACAAGUGACCUAACGUUCUGGUGCAACUACAAGAAGAACAACGUGGACUUUCUGGCGAAGAACUACCCGAACGUGUUUGCUCCUAACGGCGACAUCCUCGUCACCCAUCAAUACGAGGUCAAGACCGACAAGGGCAAUGUUAUUGGCAAUGUUUUUGCGGUCGGCGACUUGGCAGACCUGCCGCUGGUGAAAACUGCCGGAUGGGCCUACAGAGAGGGCUGUCAGGCCGGCAACAACGCGGUGGAGCUUGUGCUGAACAAAGACAGAGGCGGCUACGAAUCCGUGGACAAGGAGUACCUAGAGAAGGGAGGUAUGCUCCUUGUGGUGGGCAUGGAACAGAGCAUCUGCGAGGAUUUCCUUGGGCAGAUUUUCAUCAACGAUCCCGAGCAUCUGAAGAUGUAUGAGGAUUAUAGACUGAGCAGUAUGUUCCCGACGUAUGGGCUGACAAAGGAACAGUAG